UCCUUGCCAGGGACUGGAUGAUUAUUAGGCUGAAGAAGCUGAAAGGGGGCAGGAAAAGAACUGGAGGCAGCAUUCUUCCUAUUUAAAGCUGCAUCACUUGAGGGGGGAAAAGUGUUUGCAGGCUGCGCAAGAGCCAGAGCUGCUUAAAAAGAAAAGGCAAGCAAGAGAGGAGCUUGCAGACUUUCCGUGUGUCCUGUGGGAGUGCUAAAAGAAAAGAGCUGGCUUUAUGAUGUCCAUAUGAUCUUCUUUUGUACACUUUUUGUUUUGCACUUUUCCUCUAAGGAGGAUAUACAUGUCUAAUAUUUAGACAUGAUGGCCAUCUGGACCCAAAGAAGAACGUUUGUCAUUCUUAUUGCUUUUCUAGGACAUUUGGGGACGAUACGAACACAAGAAGAGGACGAGUUUGAAGGGGACUUCGAAGAAGAAGAAGAAAUCGCCUGCACUCAGAAUAACCAGGUGUACCUGAACAGGGACAUCUGGAAACCUACAGAAUGCCAGAUUUGUGUGUGCGACAAUGGAGCCAUUCUGUGCGAUGCUAUCCAGUGUCUCGAACCACUAGAAUGUGAAAACCCACAAGUUCCCCCUGGAGAGUGUUGUCCUACAUGCCCAAACACAGCCCGAAAUGGAUUUGAAGGUUCUAUCGGUAGAGGACUAAAGGGUCAAAAAGGAGAACCUGGAGUAGUACCAGUGGUUACGGGUAUACGAGGACGGCCGGGACAAUCUGGACCUCCAGGUUCACAAGGACCAAGAGGAGCUCGAGGACCCAAAGGAAGACCGGGUGCCCGUGGCCCUCCAGGAAUAGAUGGGGAACCUGGUGUACCUGGACAACCUGGUGACCCUGGACCUCCUGGACAACCAUCCACAGGACCAGAUGGCAUAGGCAGACCAUUUACAUCUCAGAUGGCAGGACAAGAUGAGGCCCUUGCACAUAUGAUGAUGCCUGGUCCAGUGGGUCCUGUGGGUCCAAGAGGAGCUCCAGGUAAUCAUGGGAAACAAGGUCCUAUUGGGCCUCCAGGUGCUCCAGGUGAAGUUGGUGACCCAGGAUCCAUGGGUUCACCUGGUGUUCGUGGCCCAGAAGGUCCUCCAGGAAAGCCUGGUGAAGAUGGUGAAUCUGGCAGACCAGGACAACCUGGGGAAGUUGGAUUUCCAGGAUCUCCAGGAGCUCGAGGUUUUCCUGGUACACCAGGUCAUCAAGGUCUAAAGGGCCCUAGAGGAGAGAAAGGACUUGAUGGCCCUAAAGGUGAACUUGGAGCCCAUGGAUCUAAGGGUGAAUCAGGUCCAUCAGGGCAGAUGGGUGCAACAGGUCCUAUGGGUCCCCGAGGGAUGGCAGGAGAAAGAGGUCGAAUUGGACCACAGGGCGUUCCAGGGGCUCGUGGUUCACAUGGUAUGCCUGGGAAACCAGGACCAGCGGGUCCUCUCGGUAUAAUUGGUUCAUCAGGUUUUCCUGGCAUACCUGGCAUGAAGGGUGAAGCUGGUCCCACAGGUGCUCGUGGUCCAGAAGGUCCUCAAGGACCAAGAGGAGAAACGGGUGCCCCAGGUCCCCCAGGAUUGUUUGGUCUUCCUGGUGCCUUAGGUACAGAUGGUUCCAGAGGUACAAAAGGGCCUUCAGGAUCUCCAGGAACUUCAGGGCCACAUGGCUUAUCAGGUCCACCUGGUUCUCCAGGACCACAAGGCAGUACAGGUCCUCCUGGCAUUCGAGGACAAAUGGGAGAUCCUGGCGUUCCAGGUUUCAAAGGAGAAGCUGGACCCAAAGGAGAGCCAGGUCCCCAUGGCCUCCAAGGACCAAUUGGACCCGUUGGUGAAGAAGGGAAAAGAGGUCCUCGUGGUGAUCCAGGAUCAGUUGGUAUUUCUGGACCUGUUGGAGAAAGGGGUCCUCCUGGUAACCGUGGCUUUCCAGGAUCUGAUGGUUUGCCAGGACCAAAGGGAGCUCAAGGGGAACGUGGUCCUGCGGGGGCUUCAGGCCCUAAAGGAAGCCAAGGGGAUCCUGGUCGCCUGGGUGAACCUGGUCUCCCAGGUGCCAGGGGUCUGACAGGGAAUCCAGGGGUCUCAGGUCCAGAAGGGAAACUUGGUCCCUUGGGUGCUCCAGGAGAAGAUGGUCGGCCAGGCCCUGCAGGUCCAAUUGGAAUUAGAGGCCAGCCAGGCAGCAUGGGUCUUCCUGGCCCAAAAGGGAGCAGUGGGGAUCCUGGAAAACCUGGAGAAGCAGGAAAUCCUGGUGUCUCGGGGCAGAGGGGGGCACCUGGAAAAGAUGGUGAAGUUGGCCCCGCUGGUCCUGUUGGGCCCCAUGGACCAGCAGGAGAAAGAGGAGAACAAGGUCCUCCAGGUCCCACAGGCUUUCAGGGUUUACCCGGUACCCCAGGCCCUCCAGGAGAAGGGGGAAAACCAGGUGAUCAGGGUGUUCAUGGUGAUCCCGGAGCUCUAGGUCCCUUAGGUCCAAGGGGAGAACGUGGCCAUCCAGGUGAAAGAGGAAACCCAGGAUCACCUGGUCUUCAGGGGGAAAAGGGUAUGGCUGGAGGUCAAGGUCCUGAUGGUCCAAAGGGAAAUCCAGGCCCUUCAGGAGCAUCAGGAGAUCAAGGCCCACCUGGUCUUCAGGGAAUGCCUGGAGAGAGAGGCCUGGCUGGAACACCUGGCCCCAAGGGCGAUCGGGGCAGCAUAGGAGAAAAAGGAGGCGAAGGCACAGCUGGCAAUGAUGGGGCCAGAGGACUCCCAGGUUCAUUAGGCCCAAAUGGCCCUGCAGGUCCGGCUGGUGAAAAGGGUGAACCUGGUCCUCGAGGUUUAGUUGGCCCUGCAGGCUCUCGUGGAAAUCCUGGUUCCCGUGGUGAAAAUGGCCCAACUGGCCCAGUUGGAUUUGCUGGCCCUCAGGGCCCUGAUGGUCAACCUGGUGUGAAAGGUGAACCUGGGGAGCCUGGGCAGAAAGGAGAUGCUGGAUCCCCAGGACCUCAAGGUCUUUCAGGUUCUCAUGGUCCACCAGGCCCUCCUGGGGUUCAUGGACUCAAAGGAGGCCGUGGUACAAAAGGACCCCCUGGUGCUACAGGUUUUCCUGGAUCUGCUGGAAGAGUUGGACCCCCAGGACCUACAGGAGCUCCUGGUCCAGUUGGGCCUCUUGGUGAAUCAGGCAAAGAAGGUCCUCCAGGUGUUCGUGGAGAUCCUGGUGGUCAUGGCCGAGUAGGAGAUAGAGGCCCAGCAGGACCAUCUGGCGGUUCUGGAGACAAAGGAGACUCAGGAGAAGAUGGACAACAUGGUCCUGAUGGCCCCCCAGGUCCAUCUGGAACUACUGGACAGAGAGGUAUUGUGGGAAUGCCCGGCCAACGUGGAGAGAGGGGCAUGCCUGGCCUGCCAGGCUCUGCAGGAACUCCUGGAAAACAAGGUCCAACUGGACCAACAGGGGACAAGGGUCCUUCUGGGCCUAUUGGUCCUCCAGGUGCUUCUGGACCGGUGGGUGAAGCAGGGCCAGAGGGUCCUGCUGGUAAUGAUGGCACUCCUGGGCGAGAUGGAGCUGUUGGUGAAAGGGGUGAUCGUGGUGAGCCUGGACCUGCAGGACUUCCUGGUUCUCAGGGUAUUCCAGGUACCCCAGGGCCAGUUGGAUCUCCAGGGGAUGCGGGACAAAGAGGUGAACCAGGUUCACGAGGCCCAGUAGGUCCUCCUGGACGUGCUGGAAAACGAGGUUUACACGGUCCCCAAGGUCCUCGUGGUGACAAAGGUGACAAUGGUGAUCGAGGGGACAGGGGACAGAAAGGUCAUCGAGGUUUCACUGGCCUGCAAGGUCUCCCUGGACCUCCUGGACCUACUGGUGAACAAGGCAGUGCUGGGAUUCCAGGCCCAUUUGGCCCAAGAGGUCCCCCAGGUCCUAUUGGACCUUCAGGUAAAGAAGGAAAUUCUGGACCACAUGGACCGGUUGGACCUCCUGGUGUAAGAGGAACUUUAGGAGAAGCAGGACCUGAGGGCCCUCCUGGUGAUCCUGGUCCUCCAGGCCCACCAGGUCCCCCCGGCCAUCUUACUGCUGCAAUUGGUGAUAUUAUGGGACAUUAUGAUGAUGGUCUAGCAGACCCACUACCAGAGUUCACUGAAGAUGAAGCUGCUCCAGAUGACAGCAAUAAAACAGAUCCAGGAGUCCAUGCCACAUUGAAGUCACUGAGUAGCCAGAUUGAAACCAUGCGCAGCCCUGAUGGAUCCAAGAAGCACCCAGCCCGUACUUGUGAUGAUUUAAGAUCAUGUCAUCCAUCCAAAAAGAGUGGAGAAUACUGGAUUGACCCUAAUCAGGGCUGUGUAGAAGAUGCAAUUAAAGCAUUCUGCAAUAUGGAAACAGGAGAAACGUGUAUAGCUGCAAAACCAGCUGUUAUUCCACGUAAAACAUGGUGGACAAGUAGGUCAUCUGAUCUAAAACCAAUAUGGUAUGGACUUGAUAUGAACAGAGGUUCACAGUUCGUUUAUGGUGAUAAUCAAUCACCCAACACAGUGAUCACGCAAAUGACUUUCCUGCGCUUACUCUCCAAAGAGGCCUCUCAGAAUAUCACCUAUCAUUGCAAAAACAGUAUAGGUUACAUGGAUGACCAAGCUAAGAACCUGAAGAAGGCUGUGGUGCUGAAGGGAGCCAAUGACCAUGAUAUCCGAGCUGAAGGAAACAACCGUUUUAGAUACACUGUCAUUUCUGACACUUGCUCUAAACACAAUGGGAAUGUGGGCAGCACAAUCUUCGAAUACAAAACACAGAACGUGGCACGAUUACCUAUCAUUGAUAUUGCCCCAGUAGAUGUUGGAGGUGCAGACCAAGAAUUUGGAGUAGAGAUUGGACCAGUUUGUUUUGUGUAAAAAAGUAAAGAAGCAAAUAAGUAAAUACUUAAAUAAAUAAAUAAACGGGCUUAUCUUUUCAAAAGCAUUGGGGAUGACAGCAGCAGCAACAGAACUCAAGAACUUAGACUGAGUGAAGUUAAUCCUGAGACUCUUGAAAUUACGGCUGAUAUUACAAUCAGCAUUGUAUAUAACAGUUCUUUCUAACUCCCUGGCCUUCUUUAGUGUAUUUAUUUUACUUACAAAUCUUCAGUCUCACUGUCUAAGUCAACAUUUUAAUGAAGUAAAUCCUAUUUUAAAACGACAAGUGACCACACCUGUAUCUAAAAUAAUUCAAAACUAAUCUUCGUUGCCUAAUUAGAAAAGGUAAUCAUGAUUUCUGGAGGUUCUGCUCAACUUUAAAAAGUGUAAUUCAUAUAAUAGAAGUAUGCUGAAGAGCAAUAGGAAAUAAAUAAAAGAUUCAGAUGUUCACCAUAUCAAAAUUACCAGUCCAUCAAUGCAGCGCCAUAGGGCACCUCCACAGUCAGCCAUGGCUCUGUUUUCAAAAUGUUGUGCCAUCUGUAUGAACCCAUACUAUUCUGUUUGUCAACUGAGCCACUUUAUUUCCAGCUCACCAUUUGUGAAUUUCAAAUCAUAGUUGAAACAAUUUCCCUUUUGAUAUACCGAUGUCUUGAAGAGUGGCUUCCCUUUGGUGGCAUCACCCCAGCUCUGAAUUCAUCCAGUCUUUUCCAAUAGAAAUUCAGCCAUUGUGACAUCUUAACAAAAUGUUAUUAUCUUACUUUAAAAUACAAUAGAGGGACAAUGCACAGAUCUUUCCCAAGAAAUCAUUAUGAUAUGGAGAAAUUCAGACAACAUGAAAUUCAGAAAUGUUGGAAACUGGUUCAGGAGUAGCUCAUGGUUUCAAGACCAGGAAUGGCGAGAAGGAUCCGUGGGUCAGCUUCAUAUAGAUUAUUGGGAAUUUGGCAAUGAAAAUGGUGGCAAAAAUCCAUAGAUUACAACAACAAAGUGAUCUUAGUACUGUCUUUUUAGAAGCAACUCCCACUGAGUUCAGUAGUCUUUGUUCCUGGAUAAGUAGGUAUAGGUUUGCCAGGCAGUAGAUACUAGAAGAUGGCUACAUUCUUGAGGAAGAUCAUUAUUCAUAUAAUUGAAGCCACUCCCUAAAAAUGUGUUUUGCAAUCAGUCAUAGCAGAGAAUGAAAGUGAAUCAGUCUUCUUCAACAUGAUGCACUCCAGGUGUGUUGGAUGUUAAAUCCUUUAAUUUAGUAAUCAGCAUUGGUGAUCAUGGAAAUUAAACACCUGGACAAUAGGUUGGGAAAAAAAUUGAAGAAGACAAUAUUUAUGUUUUUAAUGCUUUAGUUAUAAGGUUCCCAGAGCUCAAAGUAUGUUAUCUUACUCAAUAAAUUUACAAUCCCCCAAAAUUAUUUUCCAAAAUAAGUUUCGGAGUCAACACUUAAAUAUUUUGUUUGUGGAGAGGAUUACUUGUUGACUUAAUGAGCAGCAAACCUCUAGUGAACAAUUAUUUCUUGAAAGUAAUAAACUGUAGAUUAUUACAUUUUGCAUGUGGUCAAAGAUGAAAUUUCUAAAUGACUUCAGGUAACAUCAGAAUUCCCCUAAUGUAGCCUUUCUCUAUCUGAGCAUUUUCUAAGUAAGUUUAGUUCCACUCUGAGAAUUCCCAAGCCAGCAGGGUCAUUAUUAAGAAUGUUGGUAGUUGGAGUGGACACAACAAAGAGAUUAUGGAAGGCUGCUACAACUUCUUCAAGUGUAUUGUCCAGUUAUGUGUGUUUGUCAUUUAUUCCCAUGUAUUAAUCCCAAAUCAGGUAUUAACAUAAAUAUUAGAGUUUUACUGUGGCUGAAAGAAAUGUUUCACUCAAUAACUGGUCAUGCAUCAUCAGAAAUUGUGACAUUGUGUGUCUUGAUUUAUUAGGACAAACCAAUGGUCCAUCAUUUCUUAGCAUGAGCUACCUCAUCUCUAGAAGCUGGGAUGCAUUUAAUAAUCUAGUGUUAAUUCUAGAUACAACAAGGUGCUAUGCUUCUGUUAUAAUUCCAAGAAUGGAGAUACACAGGGCAAUAUAAUAAUGAAGUAAUAAUAAUUAUUAAAAUGUUUUCUUUAUGAAAAAGGGAAUGGUGCUAAAAUGGUUUCUGUACAAUCCUGGAAAAAUAAAUUUAUUGUCAUCAACCUUUUCUUUUUUUAAUAGAAUUUAAAUACUAUAUUUUUGGUGUCUGGGAAAAAUUCUUAUACAUUGCGUUUUUCCUCUUAUGGUUUUAUGAUCUACAGAAUGGGGUGUUCAUCACCGUAUUUUUCUUUCCAUGGAGCAUGUGGCUACAAGACUAGUUCUUCAGUUGGCUUCUUUGUUGAAGACCUAUGUUCUCCUGUUUCUUGAUUGUUUGUUUGUUUUUCUAAAUAAACACACACACACACACACACACAAAAGAAAAGCCAUACGCAUAGCUUUAUUCAUGUAUCUUUGCAAAGCAUUUAAUUAAAUACAAGUUUCAUGUUGAGUAAUGGCUUCCUUUGUGUAGAGUGCUUCUGACAAUUUAAUCUAUUUCCAGGGAAAGGCAACAGGAUUCUCUCUGUGUGUGUGGACUGUGCAUGGUAGAGUGUGUGUUUGCUAUGUCAUUUGUAAAUUCAAAAUGUAGCACCCAAAGCACUUAAUAAAUUAAAUAUUAAAGGGAA
Molecule: messenger RNA, 7461 nt
Organism: Pantherophis guttatus
Lineage: Eukaryota; Metazoa; Chordata; Lepidosauria; Squamata; Colubridae
Gene: COL5A2
Product: collagen type V alpha 2 chain
Biological process (GO): extracellular matrix organization
Molecular function (GO): protein binding; extracellular matrix structural constituent conferring tensile strength
Source: RefSeq, a predicted model, not a curated record